AUGGCUUCGCCAACCAAGCCACCCGUCGCGGUGGUAUGCAUCGGCAUGGCAGGCUCCGGCAAGACGACAUUCAUGCAGCGCAUCAACAGCCACCUUCACACCCUCGCCGUCGAAUCCCCCACCACACACACGCCGCCGUACGUGCUCAAUCUCGAUCCCGCCGUGCGCAGCGUGCCAUUUGAGAGCAACAUCGACAUCCGCGACAGCGUCAACUACAAGGAAGUGAUGAAGCAGUACAACCUCGGGCCCAACGGCGGCAUCCUCACCUCGCUCAACCUCUUCAGCACCAAAAUCGACCAGAUCAUGGCCAUUCUGGAGAAGCGCUGCCUGCCCUCCGCAACCCCCACCCCCACCACCACCUCAUCCUCCUCACAGCCUGCCGAAACAACCAGCAGACCCCAACACAUCCUCAUCGACACCCCAGGCCAAAUCGAAGUCUUCGUCUGGUCCGCAUCAGGCAGCAUCCUGCUCUCCUCCCUCGCCUCCUCCUUCCCCACCGUGCUGGCCUACGUAAUCGACACCCCGCGCACCACCGCCAACACCUCGACCUUCAUGUCCAACAUGCUCUACGCAGUCAGCAUCCUCUACAAAAUCAAACUACCCAUGAUCCUCGUGUUCAACAAGACCGACGUCAAAGACGAGUCCGAGGCGGUGGAGUGGAUGCGCGACUUUGAGUCUUUUCAAGCAGCACUACGGAAAGAGGAAGAGGAUCAAAUGGCCGGACAGGAGGGCAGUGGAUACAUGAACAGCCUGCUCAACUCGAUGAGCUUGGUGCUGGAGGAGUUCUACAAUCAUCUUUCCGUCGUGGGCGUGAGCAGUAUGACGGGCAACGGUGUGGACGACUUCUUCGCGGCGGUGGAGGAGAAGCGCGAGGAAUUUGAGCGAGACUACCGGCCGGAGAUGGAGAAGAGGGUGCGGGAGGCGGAGAAGCAGAAGCAGGAGAUUCGCGAUCGCGAGGUGCAGAGGAUGAUGAAAGACAUGGGUGCUGACGAGGCAGAGGAUGAAGCUUCCGGCAUGGUCGACCCAGACGAUGAAGGUGAAGAGGCGGAAGAAAUCGACGGAGAUGGCGAUAGUGGGUUGAACGAGAGAUAUCGACAAGCCUUACGAGGACAAGGCAACGAUGGGAUUGGCCGGGUCGCAGAUCACAUUAUGCGGAGUCAACGGUGA
Molecule: messenger RNA, 1167 nt
Organism: Neohortaea acidophila
Lineage: Eukaryota; Fungi; Ascomycota; Dothideomycetes; Mycosphaerellales; Teratosphaeriaceae
Exons: 2
Coding region: 1-1167 (388 amino acids)
Molecular function (GO): GTPase activity
Source: RefSeq, a predicted model, not a curated record